Messenger RNA from Phytophthora sojae, 525 nucleotides. RefSeq lists its product as hypothetical. The coding region runs from base 21 to 449 and encodes 142 amino acids. Gene Ontology annotation, cellular component: mediator complex. Gene Ontology annotation, biological process: regulation of transcription by RNA polymerase II. Gene Ontology annotation, molecular function: transcription coregulator activity. The transcript has 4 exons. Lineage: Eukaryota; Oomycota; Peronosporomycetes; Peronosporales; Peronosporaceae. The record is from RefSeq and is a predicted model, not a curated record.
UGAAGGAUGAGCUGGCUGCGAUGCAGCUCGGCGAGAGCGAGGACGUGACGAUGGCGGACGUCGACGCGGCCGACGCGGGUGUGAUCACACUGGAUAAGGUGUCGCUGCUGCAGGAAAGCGUGGACAAGAUGGCGCUGAGCAUGUUCAACGCGCUGCGGCUGCUGCCGGCCGCCACUGGAGACGACACCAAGAAGCAGGAGACCAAGGACGCGAUUACGACGCUGGCGAACGACGUCCUGAAGAUGGUGCAGGAGACCGACGCGCUCAUCGACGACCUGCCGGGGCUCGACAAGACCGAAGCUGAGCAAAUGGAGGAGCUGCGACGACUGCAGAUCCAGAGCGAGGAGGAGGCCCAGACGCUGCGUCAAGUGGCCGAGGAAGCAGAGCGGUGGAUGGAUCGCGCGCGCGACUCGCUGCGCGUCAUUUCUGAGACGCGUCUGCGUCGAUGAGCUUUAUAGAAUAUGGACGACGCAAAGGUCAAUCUGCUCGUCUGCAUUACGAUGGAAGAGCCUAGUUAGAUGCGAG